GGUCCCAUCUUGGAGCCGCCGAGUGGACGGCGCCGCGCCCACGCCGCCUGGCCUGGCAGGUGCGCUGGGGGCCGGGACGGCGCGGCGGUGCUGCUUUUGGCCGUGGCCAACGGCCUGGGCCCGUACCUCGGCUACAAACGGUCGCGACCUGGGCGAUGUUCUCCAACCUGCACGUGGAGGGCGGCAGGACCAACCACUGGUUUUGGUCGGCUUCGUGGCAGCCCUUCCGCUUCUGCCGCGAGCUCGCAACGGUAGAGGCGACGGACGUCGAGCAGCUACGGACCUAUCAUACCUUCUCGCAGUUCGACGCUGCACUGGAGGGGGAGCGCUCGCCGAUACAAGCUUUUGCUGCGCGCACAGGCUGCGCGAUGAAAAGCCAUGCGAACUCGGUGCUCGGCCGCGGCGGUGCGGUCACCACCAUCUUCCCAUACCGCGUGCCGCUGUGGCAGCUGCGUCGGAUGAUCAGCGUCGAGGUGCUCGGAACCGAGCGCGGGACGGAUUUCUUUGUCGAGUAUUCGGUCCUCGGGCAACCAGGUCGCCGCCGCUUUGAGGUGAAGGACGGCAAGAUCUCGCCCGCCUCCGAUCCCGUCCUCGCCUCGCCGCCUCCGCUGCUGCUGCAGAAGCUGCUCUCCUUCAAGUCGGUGCCUGUCGCCGAGCGUGACUGCGGCGUGUGCCACGGGCCCUGA
Molecule: messenger RNA, 686 nt
Organism: Prorocentrum cordatum
Lineage: Eukaryota; Dinophyceae; Prorocentrales; Prorocentraceae
Source: the annotation of a GenBank genome assembly